Messenger RNA from Sesamum indicum (sesame), 1141 nucleotides. Its product is annotated as transcription factor bHLH95-like. The record is from RefSeq and is a predicted model, not a curated record. Gene Ontology annotation, biological process: regulation of DNA-templated transcription; endosperm development. Gene Ontology annotation, molecular function: DNA-binding transcription factor activity; protein dimerization activity. Lineage: Eukaryota; Viridiplantae; Streptophyta; Magnoliopsida; Lamiales; Pedaliaceae.
UUCCCACCCCUCUCUUUCUCUACCUCUCUAUAUAUAUGCACCCCUUCUCUUCUAUGCCAACUCCUACCAAUCCACUCUGAAAUUCUCAUCAAUACAUACAUACAACACAUAUACGUAUAAUUCGAGAUUUUGGCCAUGUUAGUAGCUAUGGCUGAAGGACUGUGGGACGACCAGUCGUGGUCAUUCCCAAUUCUUGAAGGUGAUGAAAGCGGCGGAAAGAUGUUGAUGGACACCGGCAACUCAGAGGCCGCGGCCAAGGAUGUGGAAGCGCCGCCACCAGCAGCAGCCAAGGGGAAGAAGAGGAGCCAGCCCGGCGGUGGUGAUGGUGAGUCUGAUGAUCAUGAGCUGCAUAUAUGGACUGAGAGAGAGAGGAGGAAGAAGAUGAGGAACAUGUUCGCUAGUCUUCACUCUUUGAUCCCCCACCUCCCUGCAAGGGCAGACAAGUCCACCAUAGUUGAUGAAGCAGUACUGUACAUCAAGAAACUGGAGCUAACUCUUUCAGAGCUUGAGAGGCAGAAGGCUCAAAUCCUCAAAGGCAAAUCGAGUGCUAAUCCUACCGUCUGUGAUCUCCCCAUAAUCACACAGCAGAACCUCGCAAUUCAAUCAAGGGAGGCGUUUCUAGCCGAGCAGGGAUCCACACCUGUAGCUGUAGCAAACCCCAGCAGUUUAAACCCACUGUUUCCGGCCGGCCCUGAACUCCCUGCAGCCACUUUCAGGACAUGGACUUCUCCUAAUGUGAUACUCAAUGUAUGUGGGUGGGAUGCCCACAUCAGCAUUUCCAGCCCGAAAAAGCCCGGCCUGUUCACCCCCAUUUUCUUUGUGUUGGAGAAGUACAAGCUUGAGGUGGUUUCGGCUCAGGUCUCGUCGGCCCGCGAUAGACGCAUGUGCAUGAUUCAUGCCCGUGCAAAUGGAGGUGCAGAGCAGUUCCCAGAGACAAUGUGUCUAGUGGAAGAAGUAUUCAAGCAGGCUGCAGUGGAGAUCAUGCUGUGGGUCAAUUCCUAAGUAAUUAACGUGUGCUUUUAGAGAUUAUUAUCACUAUUAAAAUUCAAAGGGAUGUUUACUGUACAUCCUUUUAAUGUAUGUACAUCUAUCCAUGUAUUAUGUAUGCAAUACCAAUGCUUAUAUACAUAAUGAUCAGAAC